This is a messenger RNA of Entrophospora sp. SA101, 678 nucleotides long. Lineage: Eukaryota; Fungi; Glomeromycota; Glomeromycetes; Entrophosporales; Entrophosporaceae. The record is from the annotation of a GenBank genome assembly.
AUGGGCGUGAUAAACUUGGAUGAUGAAAGGAAAAACAAAUCUAAUGAUAUAAUUGAAAACCAAAGAAUCAAAAAUAUCCUAAAAGAAAUACUCCAGAUAACCAACAUUGAUAAAGCUAAUGAAUUCAUAGAUAAGUACAAAGUACUUAUAAAUAUAAAAUUGGAUACUGAAUCAAUAAUAGAUAAUUUUAUUUUUUCAGUAGUGAACAUUUUUUCUGGGUUUUUUAUUUUGGACAAUAAUUAUUUCAAAGAUCAAUAUUCAGAAAAUCAUAUAGGAGCAGUAAUAUAUGCUCCACUUUUCAAUAACUUAUUUCGUCAAGAGUGUUAUUCAAUAAGGCUCAAUGAUCAACUUUUGGCUAACAAGGAACGAAGAAAUCUUGGAAAUGAGGAGAGAGUUAGAUUGGCAUUGGUGCCUGACAUCAAAUUGACUUAUUUAAGAGGAAAUAUGGAAAUCAUUGUAAUAGAACACCAGAAACAAAUUAUUUUAGAUGGAUUAAAGAAAAACAAAAAAGAUACUACAAAGAUUACUAUAAUGAUGCAUGAUCUGCUGACAAAAAUUUCAAAAGACUUGGAUAGUAGAGAGCUAUCAGAUCAUAUCAAAAAUAUAAAUGUGUUUGGUGUAAUAACAUCAAGUAAAUAUUAUAAUAAUGGUAGAUCCAUAAAUAUUUUAUUAUAUUAA